CAGAAACAUCACAAUUCAUCCUUGUGAAACAUAAGAUCAGUGUCUUUGUAGUGUUUUGAACCUACAUUUGAUGAAUUUUGCCUCUGUAAUGAGACCAGAACAUAACUGAAGAACAGGCUUAUUGUCAUGAACCCACUGCGAUAUGGAACCACUGUGCCCUUCACGUUAAGACAGCCGAGGGAAGAAGAGCGAGAUGGCCAGAACUACUGCUUUGUGACGCGAGAGCAGAUGGAGAAGGACGUGAAGGAGAACCGUUACCUGGAGCACGGAGAGUAUGAUGCCAACCUUUUCGGCACCAAGAUCGACUCCAUCCAUGAAGUGGUGAAUGCAGGCCGCACCUGCAUCCUGGACGUCAAUCCUCAGGCCCUGAAGCUGUUGAAGACUGCCGAGUUCAUGCCAUUUGUGGUGUUCAUUGCUGCUCCUGAACUGGACACACUAAGAGCUAUGCACCAGGCUGUGAUAGAUGCUGGACUUACUACCAAACUACUCACGGAGAACGAUUUGAAGAAGACUGUGGACGAGAGUGAUCCAAUUUAAUGAUCAAAAGUCAUUGUGACAACACAAAUCACAUUGUUGGCUGCAACUCGUACACUAUGUCACAAUUUCCCCAAAUUUUUGAGGAAGAAGGGAGUUGUUAUUUAGGGCCGAGCAUCGACGUAGUCUGAGCGGAGGACCUUGGCCUCAAUGUUGGGUUACAACUAGCUUAACAAAUUAGGUAUGGCUGUCUAAUGUCCUAGAGCUGACUUCAUAAACUGUACCGGUGCAAAUAUAUCAGAAGGUCAAAAGGUUUCUGCACUAUGUAUUGCUAUUGUGAGCGUAUGAGGGUUUUCCCCUCCCUCUUACCUGCACACAGGGGUGUGGACCAGCAUACCUGGGGCUAAUUCCGAUUGAUUGGGAGAGGCGGGGACAUUACUUAAGCCUGUGACGUGUGGACUCGUUCUGUUGUCUUCUCCUGCUGGGUGUCUGUGGAGAUGUGUCCGGGAGGCGUGCGUUAUGUUUUCACAGCUGCCCUAGGUCAUCAUUCUGCUGUGGUGUGGUAAGGUAAGGGCACUUUCUCCAUCUUUUGUGCCUUUUAUUGUCCUGUGUCGCCGUGUAUGUGGCACUGAUGUGUAUUCUUUCAUAUAGCGACCCUGUCUUGGUCAUGGAUGUCCCCGUGUGGGUGGAUGUAUGCCUGGACUGCUGGCUCUCGGUGUCUCGCUGGACCGGGCUGCAGCCUUGGACAUGCUGUUGUGAGGCUAUCCUGGUGCCACGACUAAAAGGCCAAUAUUCCCCGGAGCGUUCCCCCCACUGAAACCGUUCUUGAUACCGGCUGAAACCGUUCUGGAUUCAGGUAAAACUGUUCUGAUUACUAAAGCAAUCUUGAAACUGGUACAAAGGUGGCUCUAUAUUGUAUUAACUGUUGUACAUAUUGCAUGUGGGUCUUUUCCUUUUUUGUUAUUUUGUUUGCAUCUUCCUUAUUAUGUAUGCUGAUUUAUUGAUUUGAAUUGUUUAUUAUUUUCUUAUUACUCAUCUAUUCACUUCUUAAAGAGCAUAGUGUCAUUUUAAAAAGAAUAUUUAACUAAAUAAAACCGUAUAAUUACCUUAUGGUCUCUGAUCCCUGAUUUUGGUAAAUGGCUUUUGGGAUAGGCCCAAGAAGGGUCAUGGGCCUAUCCCAAGUGGUGUUGUCGGAUGUUAUUUUCCUUGAGUGUCAUAGGACACUCAUUGUUACACUAUGAAAAAGGAAGUUUUCUAAUCAGCUUUAAAUGUCUCAUAACCUCCUGAUUAUGAAGACAAUAUGACAAUUUAGAAUUAGUUUAGUGGCAACAGGAAGUCCUAGAUUGUGAAUUUUGACAUCUUCCGCCUCACAGAUUAACAAAAUCCAUCUCAAAUCUUGAUUAAAAAAUUGUGACAAAAUUCUUAUACGCAAUGUUGGAUUUUUUUAUGAUUAGAAAGUCAUAUAGUCAACGUAUUAUUACAAUGUAUAGUAUGAAAUAAAAUAAAGGGUCUGAUGAGUCUCAGAUCUAUUUUCAUCAAAUAAAAUGGAGGUGGUAUUAGUGAAACGUUGGAAUAAAUAUAUAAGAGAAAACAAUUGUGACCAAUAAAACCUUAUCG
This is a messenger RNA of Pungitius pungitius (ninespine stickleback), 2091 nucleotides long. Its product is annotated as protein PALS2-like. Gene Ontology annotation, cellular component: plasma membrane; cell-cell junction. The record is from RefSeq and is a predicted model, not a curated record. Lineage: Eukaryota; Metazoa; Chordata; Actinopteri; Perciformes; Gasterosteidae. Bases 127 to 537 code for a protein of 136 amino acids. The transcript has 5 exons.